Molecule: messenger RNA, 3987 nt
Organism: Colossoma macropomum (tambaqui)
Lineage: Eukaryota; Metazoa; Chordata; Actinopteri; Characiformes; Serrasalmidae
Gene: bhlhe41
Product: basic helix-loop-helix family, member e41
Exons: 5
Coding region: 191-1426 (411 amino acids)
Biological process (GO): regulation of neurogenesis; regulation of transcription by RNA polymerase II; anterior/posterior pattern specification
Cellular component (GO): nucleus
Molecular function (GO): DNA-binding transcription factor activity, RNA polymerase II-specific; RNA polymerase II cis-regulatory region sequence-specific DNA binding; protein dimerization activity
Source: RefSeq, a predicted model, not a curated record
AAAAAAAAUAACGCCUCGGCAAAGUGGCAGCUGAGCUCAGGCGAGUGCAGGCAUCAGUCUGAAAGUGCUGCACUGCUGCACAUAACCUACACAACGCUCCCUCAUCACUUUCACUCUCGGAUUACAAAAAAAAAAGUCCCGAAGAACACAUUUGGCAGAAAAGGAGUGGAUGAAAGAAGGGUGAAAAGUUAUGGACGAAAGAAUAGCGCGACUACAGGACAGACAGUUCCUGGAUCAUGCAGAUUUCUUGGGGGUCGAGUAUUCGUCCCUCUACAUGUGCAAAUCAAAAAGAGGCAUGAAACGAGAGGAAGGAAAGGACGCUUACAAGUUACCCCACAGACUGAUAGAGAAGAAGAGGAGGGACAGAAUUAAUGAAUGUAUCGGACAGCUGAAGGACUUAUUACCCGAACAUCUCAAGCUGACGACGCUGGGUCACCUGGAGAAAGCAGUUGUUCUGGAGUUGACCCUGAAACACCUCAACGCUUUGACGGCGGUGACGGAGCAGCAGCACCAGAAGAUACUCGCUCUGCAAAACGGUGACCGGUCGCUGAAGUCCUCUCUCCAGGCUGAUCUGGACGCUUUCCACUCGGGCUUCCAGGCGUGCGCCAGAGAGGUGGUGCAGUACCUCAGUAAAGUGGAGAAGUGGACUAGCCGCGAGCAGCGCUGCACUCAGCUCGUGGACCACCUGCACAAAGUGUCCGCGCAGCUCCUCCAGCACCCGCUGGCUAGCGGCGACGGCCACGAGCGGGAGCGCGAGGGACACCCCGCCAAAGACGGCCACGCCAACUGCGUGCCCGUCAUUCAGAGGACUCAGCACCCGGAGCUGAACGAGAACGACACGGACACCGACAGCGGCUACGGCGGCGAGGCGGAAAAGAGCGACGGGCGGCCGGAGAGAGCGAGCGACGCCGGAGCCGUGAAGGGACGUAAAAUCAAGCAGGAGUUCGAGAGCGAUGAGCAGCGGCCGGCCAAAAAGCCCAAACUGAACUGGGCCGCAGGGGGCGCCGCGGGCACGGACGCAGCCAGCCGGCCGGAAAUGGCUUUUAUGAACUCGCUGAUGGCGGGAAUGGCAGGCGUGGGGCAACAGGCCCCCUUCUGCAUGCCCUUUUACUUCAUCAACCCGUCUGCGGCGGCCUCCUACGUGCCCUUUUUGGACAAGAGCCACGUGGAGAAGCUGGUUUACCCGCUGGCCGCGCCUUUCCCCUGGCUCUACCCGGGGCUGCCCGCUGCAGCGGCCGCGUUUAACUCCAAGAGCUUCGACGCUCUUUCCAAGGAUGGAGACUCUUCUCCUCCUCCUCCUGCCGUCGCUCAUGAUGACCUGGAGAACCGAGCAGAGGCUUCCUCCCCAGCGGUCGGGGAGCAUGGCUCAGAAAUGAUGGAAAACACUGGAGAGCAGAGCCAAAGAAAUGAAAACGAUGGUACAUAGGCUGCCAGCUCACUUUGCACCUCGUUUUUGGCUUGUAAAAUCGCGUAGCCUAUUUAUCCGUUCCUUAAUUUAAUGGUCGUUGAGUGUUCCUGUAGUUGUUUCUAUGGAGUUUUCUGAUGAAAGCUGUACUUUCAUUUGUUAUUCUUUUCUGUUUUUUUUUUUUUAAAGGGAUGCUUUGGCAGAAAUAUCAGAUUUACACAGGUUCCCCAGUGUUACCCCAGGUGUGGCUGAUCAGCCAAAGUUUGCUUCUUCAGUAACUGUAGUAGUACAAGUAAUAGAAAUAGGAAAAGGUUUUGGGUUACUUUGUAGCUGUAUUAGCCCUAUGGUUAGUGCAAAACUAAAAAAGCAAGCUUUGGACGCCAGACAUGUCUUGAGUGGUUGAUUACACAGUGGUAAGGGGUAAACUGUAAAUUUCAUUUUUUGCCAAACUGUUCCUUUAGGUUGGAAGUAUUUGCAGAACAGGGUUUUCACCGUCCAAUUGCUCUUUAGCUUCUGUGGGGAGAAUGAAUGGGGGAAGUUGUAACAACCUAGUGCCUUCAGCACUCAAUCCUUGAGCUAUUUUGAAUGGAAAUCGACACUGAUUGACAAGAGCCUACAUGUCUGUCAUUAUUGCCAUUUUAAAAAAAUCAGUGGCGUUAGUCUUAAGCGAAAAAUGGUGUUAAACUGAAAAUUUGUUCUUUUUUUGUUUGCUGAGGAAAUUUAGUCUAGUGCAAUACUUGUUAAUGCUCUGUGAGUUACAACCAACUGCACCUCUUAUCAACCAUUUGGAAACAUAUUGGCCUCUUGGAUGUACCGUAUGAUAGUGACCUCAAGCAAGCUGAAGCGACUGCUGCAGUGUUUUGGUAGAAGAACUUUAUUUUUGGUAGAACUACUGGAUUUGCCAUUGACAGUGAGGUUCUUUUUUCAUGUUUUAAUCUUCAGUGCUUGAAAAGAGUUACUUAAAUACCUCAACAUACUUUAGCAUUUAGACAUUUUAGAUCAGGAUCCAUUCAUUCCUACAGACGCUCCUCUGGUAGGGGCGGUGCAGUGACCUGAACUUUCUCAUAUAGGACAGGACUGGUCUCCUUUUUUUUAAAUCAGAAAAAAAUUUGUGAGUAACAAUCCUCUGACUUGCUGUUACGACAGCCCCCGCUCUCUCCCCCAAUAACUCAUUCGAAGUUAAGUUUAAGUGAGGUGUGAAAUCGCACUUUGAAUAUUAAAGGCUUAAAGUGGGCAUGUCACUUGUAAGCGCUCUCUGACUCUCUGACUUUCACCACCUCCAACAAUUUAAUGACUUCAGGCCAAUUUUCUAGAUGCAGUUAAGCCUAGCGUUGGACUAAAUUACACCAUCUUUGGGGGUUCCCAUUUAGUCUAGGACUUUAUGUGUCUGGAGAGGUGGUCCAUGUGUAUGUGGGGAGAAACCUCCAAACUUCCAGCAAAAACAUUCAGAAUACGUUAGCACCUUAUGGAACUUUGAUAUUGAAUGUAAUCUGUGUUUUUGGUAGACAUGAAAGUUUGUAAAUAUUCUGAUAAAAGUAGAUCUUUAAUCCGCGAGGUAAAGUGCACUUGUUCAUGCCUUUUUUGUUCCUUUAACACACUCCUCACAUUUUGUUUCUAAUCUGUUGCCCUUUGUAUUCCAAUUGUAAUAUAUAUUUUCUUAAAGAAAUCCUGACUGAAAGGCAAGUCAUGGACUAAAUGUAUCUUGAAUAAAUGUACAAACUGCGACAUAAUAGCUGACUCCAUAGCUACACAUUUCAGUAAAAUUCUUCUGAAAUCUGACUUUCAUUCAAGCAGCAAAUGCUUCUGCAAGUCAGUGUUGAAAAUCUUACGAUUUCAGUAGUAGUCUGGCUAAACAGUUAAAACAACUAAUGUAUUUUGCCUUAUUUAGUAUAGCCAUUAGCCACAACAUGAUGUAGUAACAUUAGGAAAGUCCCAGUCAGCAAUCACGGCAACUGUCCAGACAAGUUAUUAAUAUUGCAGCAGCACAGGAGUUUAAAUAACAAGAAAGAAAACAGUUCAACAGACAUUGUGUACAUAUACCAUGUUACUAAACUCAGAGCUGCACCUGUGGUGGCCGUGGCACAGGUCCUGCAGUUGCUGACUGGGACUUUACGUCUUGUGUAACAUGCAUAGUGCAUGUUGCACUGCACGUGCACACAAAAGAAUGCAGACGACCUUGGGACUGGAGGAAUGUAAGAAGAGAAGCAUUGAUUUUACCACAAGAUCAAUGUUAACUAGACUGUAGCAAGUAACUUUCCUGUUGGAAAAUACUGAGUAUGUAUUGUUUAUAAGGGUACUGUUCCUUUACAUUUGUUAGGAAGAGAAUACUUUUGCAUAGAACACAUUUUGUAGGCCCCUUUUAGCUUUUUUGCCUCAACUGUCUCUUUGCCUAAGCAGCGGCAUGUGUCAUGUACAUAGGUUGUGAAUAUGCUAAAUGUCCAAUGUUCAUGUUGUAGAAGAAAUCUAUGGAUUUUAUAAAGGAUAUAACUGAGCAACUGUUGCACAUUUCGUUAACGCUUUACACUAUUGCUGUUCUAAAUUAUUGCCGCACAGUUGUCGAAUAAAUAAACGCUCAAAAACUA